CCAAAGAUCUUAUAAAGUAACCCAAUCCUCUGCCCUUCCAGAACAAGCACAGCUAAUGCCCAUUGCUAAGAGGCAGCAGCGACUCCUGAGCGAGCUGCUCCCUGUCUGAAUUCACUGUUCCUGGGUGACUCGGGAGCCACUUCACAAGAUGCAGGACAAAUUCCCCGUCUGUAUUCUGAUUGCAGCUGGACUAUUUGAUUUAUCAGGUGCCUCCGGGAAUGAACACCAUGUCAGGGAAGCAUUAGGCUGGAGCCUUCCUGGAGAAGCCCAACCAAGAGCUGAGAGCAGCCCAGUGCCCAGCGAAGUGUUUGCCAUUACAGAAGAUAACUUGGAUGAGGUGACCUUUAAUUUGCAGAGCCCAGCAGUUGACUCUGCCAAUGAAAUGACGGCUGAAUUCAUUCCCAUCCGCACAGAGACAGCUCCAAAAAGCACAGCCGUGCUGCCUGAAGAGUCGGCUAGAAACGCGGAGGUGCCUGAGCAACCGCACGCAGAAGCAGCAAUUUUGAAACUCCAGGAUGGACACACAUUUGCUAGCAAGAUCCUGAGCAGCGUAAGCAUCCCUGUCUCCACACAAGCAUCCCAGGCUACCACACAUCUGGAACAGCCAGCCAGGUCACAGCAAGGAGAACCAGAAAAUAUUACUGAGGCUGGUUUCAAUCCCACCAGCUCCCGUGCGGGGCUGCCCCAGCCCUUUCUCAGCGGAGGGACACAUCGAGACUCCCCCGAGCUUGCAGCUGUCUCUUCUGUCCCUGUUAUCAAGCAGGUGGAGGUGUCAAGUCCUAAAAUGCCUCUUCUGACUUCAGUGGUAAAUUUCCAUUCUUCAAGAAAAGAAACGACAGCAUCUCCAUUUUCCACUGGAGUUAAGAGUGCUCUCAAAGGGGCGAGGAUGGACUGGUUACCAACAGGAAUGCCUCCCGCUAGCAAAAGGCAAGAAGACACAAACGCACAAGUCCAGCCUGACAGCAAAGCUGGUGUGACACCUGCGUACGUGAGGAAGACUCAGAGUAUGGAUGCUGAAGUUACAACUUCUGCAUUCCUACAAAAGCCAGCUUCAAGGGACCUUGUUGCGCUCUAUUCCAGAAUGACACAGACAAGUGCUAUUCAGUUUUCCCCUACUUUAUCACUGAAGCAAGAGACAACAGGCAGCAGAGCCAGAAGCUCAACAACAGCUGUACAAAAUGGUUCUGGACAGGUUCGUCAGACACUCCCGCAAGGCAACGUACAUUCUGCAUUAUCGUUGCACCUGGGAGCUCCAGUUCAUGACUUACUGCCAUCUCCGUUUCAAGGGCCCGUUAGCACAACCAAUAGACAAAAGCCCGUCUCUUUGUCCAGGACUGUCAGUGGUACUAAACAAGACGUUUCCCAAGAAACCAAGAGGAGCUCUCAGGAAACCACUGCUCUCGUUUUGCAAAGAGAUACCGAUCAUCAGACAAUGACAAACAAACCUGAAAAAUCCAGAUCCUCGGAGAGCCCACAGGCUUCUGCUAGUUCAUCCUCAUUAAGCCAGUCAUGGAUUUCCACAUUAAAACCUUCCCAAACUACUAAAAAGCUAAGAGGAGCAACAUCUGCACUCCUUGCAGGUCCAUCUGCCUUUGAGAACGCAUCCCUUCAGCCUGUAAGCACAUUUGAUUCUGUCCCUGCAGGGCUUCAGCCGCCAGGUACAUCUUUUCCUGCUUCUGUUGGAUUGCGGCUAAUGGGUGUCCCCACCUCUGCUGAGAAAGGACUUCACAUACCAACUUCAUCCACACCUACUGGUUCUGGGUCUCGAGUUCAAGGCAUUUCAGCCCAUCCUAUAUCUCAGAAAGCUUUCUCUAUGAUGCUACAGAUGAGCACAAGGGAGGACUCCAAGAGAAAGAAAAGUCUCCCGCAACAGAUAGGGAAAAUUGGUUCUCCCGCACUGACUCCACAAGCCGUCCCGGUCCCCAGCCCCUCUGGACCGCAUGACAAUGGCAACCAGAGAGUUCCUGUGCACAGCUUUGCUCCUUCGGCCUCCCACAUCCAGCCAGCUGGCAGCCCGGCAGCUUUUGCUUCCCUGGGUGCACAGGGAAGCCGGUCCAGCCCAACAACAGCACAUCCUGGACCGGAGGUGCCCGGGGUUUCAGGUGGGAUCCCAGCAUAUCUGGCACAGCAGUUUGGUGCACAUAAUGCAGCCACCAAAAACCUCAGUGCCUUUAGAGGUGAACAACUUACGAUGCUACCAACAUCCCCAAACUUGUCCUUUCUGCUUAGAAGUACUAAUGGCAUGAUCUGCUUGCAGCCUAUGCAAGGUUCUCCUCUACCCACAAACUUCCCAAACACCAGCAUUGGGGGUCUGGUUUCCAUUCAGCAAAUCCUGGCGGCAGCAAAUUCUUCAGCGCUGCACCUUGCAAACCUACAAAACCUGAGUCCUUCUAGCUUAAUUCUCGUCAGGCCUGUAUUUAUCCUUUUGCCCUCUGACAGACCAGAUUUACAGGUGGUGACAUCCCCUGAGGGUGAAGAUGACCACAAAGCUGCCCUCUUCUUCACAAAGAAGCAAGAACUGAAUUUGGGUACCCCCGAAAGCAGCCACGAUAUCCCAAUGAAAACCAGCUCCUCUUCUCCCACAAGUAAAUCCCUGAGGCCUGAAACCGCUCUCUCCACUCUGUCCAGCCAACAAGCAGAGAAAACAACGGUAACUUCUCAGCCAGCGCUAACUAAUCCUAAUUACACAGCCACCAGUACUUUGUUUCCAGCUGUUGCCUCAGCAUCAAAGCGUUUGCUGGACGCGGGGGCCAGGCCCAGCACGGCAGCGCAGGCCGCACGCUGGCAGCGGCUGCGCGAAGAGCUGCAGCUGCGUGCUCCCGGUCUGCAGCAGGACGAGGGGACUGAUUUGCUUUUACUUAACGGUGCGUCAGCAGGGCCCUUCACCUCCCCUGCGCCACCAUUAGCGACGACUGCACAGCACGGCCCCCGUAUUUCCCCCAAAGUGUUUGUCACCACUGAAAAGCCACGUUCUUCUGUGAUUCCUUUACUGUCAGCAAAGGGACUCCCUGAUAUUCGAAUGUCUGCCCGGCCUCCCUUCACUAUCACUGGGACUGUCGAUGGGGUUCAGCACAGUGAGAGACUAACAUUGCAAACUGCCAGCCAGCACCGAGGCUCAGUGACCACGUCAUCCUCUGCCCACGCACAAUGCGCGGAGUGUUGGGCCUUGCGCUCAGCGAGAACCACAGGACACGCAGUAGAGAUGAUCACAGGCAUCACGCCUUUGCAGUCCAGCUCGCAAGGUCCCCGAAGUACUGAGGCACUUCGAAGGCUGCCGUCGCAAAUUCAGCCUGUACCUAGCACACCAUCAGCUUUCUCGGUGCUUCCAGCUGGAAAUGAUCACAAAGACCCAGCAGCUGGCAGCACGGCCUCUUCGGGAGUCACUGUGCACGCUAAAGCUGCACAAACCCGAACCGCUUCUAUAAAACCUGAUCUUACUGAGCAUUUGGAAUUCACUCCCAUUGUGCCUAAGCCCUUUAUAAUGACAGAGAGACCAACAACUAAACCAGCGCACACUCCAUUUUCAACAACGGUCCAAAUGAAAACAACAGUUUCUGGGAAAGUUCUGGCUACAAUUACCCAUCCAAGGAUGUAUAGAGACUCUCCUGCAAGCCCACCUUCACCUAUGUCUACACAUGUUCCCCUGCUAUCAGCCAUGAAACGUGACCAGAUCCAUCGAGCCCCAACUAAGCUGUUCUCACAGGCCAACAUAGGAGAAAGUACAAAACCAACUGAAAUCAGCACAAGUGCAAGAAAAAUAGGAACUGGUAAAUUCCUGGGAACAAGCACGUCUCUGUCAGCCGCGUUUAACACGAGGACACAGCAAGACCCCACUGCAGUUCUUGGGAAGAAGGUUGUUUUAACUCCAGUACAACCAUCUGUGGCUGCAGAAUCUGUGAUUGCUCUUGAGAGACAGCCUGAAUUGACUCAAACCACAUCACAGUCUCCAUUAGCAAUGUCUUCUCUCUCUGCAGUGAAGGAUGAGUAUGUCACUACUUCACUUAGAAACAAACAAACGUUUCUCCUGCCAACAUCAACUGUCCAAUCUGAUCCCAACGUGGUGCUGCCCGCAACUGCCAGAGUGAGCAAAUCAGCUGUGGUCUCCAGAGCAAUGGGGAAGGCUGAGGACACAGCAGUGCAAGGAGAUGCAGCCGCUGCCAGCCGGCUGCCCACUCCAUCACCCGUGUCCUCUCCACAUCAGCCAUCAGCAAGACGCCCUUUGGUGAAGGCAUCACCGGACGAUAACACUGAACACCAGCCUGGUCAUUCCAGCCCUGACGCUCUGAUGCACGCCACCGGGCCAUCUACAACAACAGCAUUUUCUGUCUCUGCUAAUAGGCUUGUAAACAAGGUUACUAAUCAGUCAGCUGUCUUCAGCAGGGUACCUGUCAAGGAUGCUGAGUCGCUUCUAGCUAGAGAUGUCAUCCUAUUCCUUCCAACCCCAGAGAGCCCUUCGUAUUCUGCUCAGGGUCUGGUAGCGCUUACACCACAGGGGAAUUCCUUGCUGGGUGUUGCAAACACUGGACGAUCUGAGAGGCUGUUCUUGAACACGGAGGCAGAGGAGAUGCUUGGAACAAACGAGGUGACGGAAGAAGCAGCUGAGGGCUUAGUAACUGCUCUAACACUGCUGGAUUCGGAGCCCAGUGCGCUGCUGAGGGAAUCGCACCAGAGGAGCGGUCUGCAGUCAGACGCUGCCAUUCUCAACGGCCUUGCAGUUGUGAGUGACGAUGCCUGCGGCUCCGGCAACUACACCGUGCAGAUGAGCCUGCGCCCCGCUGCAGAAGCAGACCCCGAAGCCGAAGGCUCAGCACCUUCCCAGGAGACUUUCCUGGCUUUGCUCGCCGUGCAGAGUAACGGCAGCCAGCCCGUGCUGCAGGUCCGAUCGUGCUGCGUGACGCCUUCCGCCAGCCCGGGGGGACCGGGCGCCACGUGCUGCGUGUUCCGCAGGGUGCCAUUUGAAUGCAGCCACAUCCAGGUCCUGCAGAGCAGUAACUCCGGCGCUGCUAGCUUCACCAUCCAGCUGUUCCAGAUGCUGAAUCAUUCAGUGGCCUAUUUGCACUGCCAGCUCAGUGUCUGUCUGCAUGGCAAAGCAGGCUGUGAACAGAAGUGCUUUGACAGCGUGGAGCCGCUCCUGCAGCCGAGUGACAGGAACAGCCAUGGAAACCUGCACAACCUGGUCUCAUUCGGUCCAGUUUUUAGAACCAGGAACAGGUUUCUAUAUCAGCCUAUGGAAGGUCCUGGUUCUGCCAUGCUGGUGCCCGUUCUGCUGGGAUCCCUUACUGGCUUUGCUGUGCUGGGCAGUGCUUCCAUAAGCCUUUGGCUGCAUCACAGACAGAAAACCAAACACACACACUGUCCACAAGCUGCAGAAAUCCAUGGCCUGUGACCCACGAGCAGCUGACUGGUCCUGAAGAUCCCGACCCUCUGCUACACUGAUCUGAAAAGCAAUCGAUUUUGCUUUGCACACUGUAUUGCUUUUGUAGAGCUUCUGCUGACCCAGGGAACAAGACACCCAGUCUCUGCUUCAUGCACGUCUCUCCUUCCUUUCUUCCCAGCUGCACGAGCAGUUCCACGAACUACAGAGCAGAGGAAGAACUGUAGUAGUGGUCCAGCUGUAAGGGAGAGCAGAGCUUACAAUGCGGUAUGUGCAAGCACCAGCACACGGUCUGCUCACAGAAAUGGGAAAGCAGACAAGAAAUCAGGUCGGAUGCAUCCAGUUAAUUUCCAGCAGCUGGAGACUGGAUGGAAGAGCCUGUGCUGCGGGCUGGCCUGUCAGUGCUGUGCCAAGGCACCGAGCCUCCAGAAGAUGGCAGAGAUGCAGCUGCUCUGGCAGAAGGAAAUAACCCAGCGCUUGCAUGUAGCUCUUCAAUAAAGCAUCGUAUAUUGUUUUCAAGUGCUCGAGCAGCGUCUGCACUUGUUGCCAAGCUGGAAAACAUGGCCUACGUCUCGUUGGACCUAAUGCCGUGUGGACUUCAAGUACCUGCACGCAUUCUAAACGUGGAAAUUCAUGUUAAUGAAGACUCAAGUGUGUGUGUAAUGAAACUUUAUUUAAGAAGUGGAGCGUUUCUUUGCUAGGGUCCCGUGAGUCUGGACUUGAUCUCCUUAGCAAUGCCAAUUCACUUUUCCUACUCUUGCUUGUGUUUGCCCAGUGCCUUGUACUGGUAGUGACUAUAAUGAGUACACAAUCUGUAGGAUUACACUGCGGAGUGUACACCCGUAGUGUGCUGGAUACUAAUAGGUCUUUCUUUUGACAAGUGUUAAAGAUGUGAGGUCAUUGCUGACACUCUAACAAGUCCUAAAUUGUCCUAGGUAAUUCCUGGCUGCCAUAGACACUAAGAAGUGCUACCAGAUGGUUCUGUUAGACUUUUCUACUAGUAAAUAGUUCUACAGCUGGAAAAUGUACUCCUGAAUUCUAAUGGAACACUUAGAGCCUUGGAAAUGAAAUAAAAACCUUCUAGUAGUAA
Messenger RNA from Columba livia (rock pigeon), 6464 nucleotides. RefSeq names its product mucin-2-like. The record is from RefSeq and is a predicted model, not a curated record. The coding region runs from base 149 to 5386 and encodes 1745 amino acids. NCBI's taxonomy places the organism in Eukaryota, Metazoa, Chordata, Aves, Columbiformes, Columbidae. The transcript has 6 exons.